Molecule: messenger RNA, 3401 nt
Organism: Argentina anserina (silverweed cinquefoil)
Lineage: Eukaryota; Viridiplantae; Streptophyta; Magnoliopsida; Rosales; Rosaceae
Product: probable RNA-dependent RNA polymerase 3
Biological process (GO): siRNA processing
Cellular component (GO): nuclear RNA-directed RNA polymerase complex
Molecular function (GO): RNA-directed RNA polymerase activity
Source: RefSeq, a predicted model, not a curated record
UGAGAGCUGCUCAUCAAUGGAGGCUUUGGUAUAAGGCAAGUACAGUGCUGAAAAGGAAGCUUAAUUAGACCUUGGUCUUGGUCAUGAAGACUAGCACUUCUCCAUUGUCUUUUACAAACAGAAACGAUUUUCUCUCACUAUAUAAUCUCACUGACACACACCACUCCAUCAAUCGCACAGCACCAACCGGAAACCGGCCAAAAUUCAAACUUUGAUAUGAAGCGGAGUUGGAUUGAGCAGCAAGAGGCGCUUCUACCUCCCCCUGUGGAGUCAAAGCUCAAGGAAAUCUGUGAGAAACAAAACCAACCUUGGCCGGAUGCUGACGUCAUCCGGAAGCUCGCGGCCCAGGGUGAGGAGUCGGCAACGGAGAUCCUGAGCCAAAUCUCCAAGAGCCAAAGCAUCAGAAGCCUCGGUGGUUUUAUCAUCCACAUGAUCAGGCAUUGUAGGUCUUCUUCUUCUCCUUCUCCCUCUCCUUCUCCUUCUCCUUCUCCUUCUCCGUCGCCGUCCAAAACGGUGCGUUCUGCUCAUGUUCAGUGGCCAGGUGAUGUUAUUCCUGUACAACUUCAUCAGAGGUUUCAAGGUGACGGUGCCACUAGGUCCUCAGUUAUCGACAAACCUGAAGGCCAUGGAGAAGCACACUUGGUAGCUCUAGGAGAACUUGAAUAUAGAAAACAAUUUCUCAUAUUGAGUUACGCUGGAGGAAUGAAGCUGAAAGAUCUUAUAGCGGUCGAAGACAUUCGCCAUUGGAAAGAUUUCCCCAUGGUAAAUUUUGAGAGCACAGUUUGGGAAAAUCUAGGUCGAAAAUGCAUCAACACCGAAGACCGUAGAUUGAACUUUGAUUGGGAUUCUGGAAGUACAUACGUCUAUCAUUGUUACGUCAAUGUGGAUGGGAAUUACACAUUCAAGGGCCCAUAUCUAUACAAAAUUAGAAGGACACUCCUACAGAAAGAAUUAGGAGAUGACAAUGUUUUAAUGGUGAAGUUUGCCAAAGAGGAGGUGCAGAGAGGUCAAAGAGCUGCUGGUGAUCAUAAGUAUUCUACGUAUAUGAAGGUUGCAAGAGAAGGGAUUCUUGUUGGUUUGAGGCGAUAUCGUUUCUUUGUGUUCAAAGAUGGUGGUAAUGAGGAGAAAAAGAAAGAUCCAACCUCGUCAGCUGUCAAAUGUUACUUUGUUCGAGUGGCAUCUGAUGCAGCGAUAGACCAAGAUGUCUAUUACAAGCUAUCUAAUUAUAGAACAAUGCAUGAAGCCAGAUGCCUUUUCAUGCAUGCACAUACUCUGGAUAGUGUCGAUAACUACAUGAUUAGGUUUGCACUCAUUUUGUCCAAGACAACAAGCUUGAAAGUAGAUUGGUCACUCGUCACGGUUGAACCCAUCGAGGAAGAAUACUGUCUCGAUGAAUUUGGUAAUCGUAUCUAUAGAGAUGAAAAACCUCUUAUACAUACUGAUGGAACUGGAUUCAUAUCUGAGGAUUUGGCUUUACUUUGUCCAAAGAUAGAAGCGAAAGGACAGUGGAUCAGAGAUGAACACAUGAAGGGACUUCUUGCUCCUGAUGAAGUUGAAGAUAACAAUAUGGAAAAGAAACGGCCAUGUCUUCGAACUGAAGAACCGCCUUUGCUCAUACAGUGCCGAUUUUUUCACAAUGGCAGUGCUUCUAAAGGAACAUUACUUGUUAAUAAAAAGCUUCAAUCGAAGAGAAUCCAGAUUCGACCAUCAAUGCGUAAAGUUAGGACAGAUCCAACCAUUUCCAAAAGUAUUCAAUCACUGAACUCCUUGGAAAUAGUUGGCACCAGUACCCCCCCUAGGAAUACACAUUUAUCAAGGAUAUUAAUUGCACUUCUAAUGCAUGGAGGGGUACCGGAAGAAUUUUUCAUCCAGAUUUUAAAUAAAGCUUUGGAAGAUGCUCAUGGUGUUUUCUGCAAGACGCGACCAGCUCUCAGAGUUGCUGAGAAGUAUGGUGAGAUUGAUGACAAUUUCUCUGCAAAAUUAAUGAUCUCAUUCGGUAUACCUCUCGAAGAAUCAUACUUGCGGUUUCGUCUGUCAAUUCUCAUGAAAGAGGAAAACAACAGCCUUCGAAAAGGGAGACUUUAUAUUCCUGAUUCCUAUAAUCUGAUGGGAACUGCUGAUCCUACAGGGACUUUAAAAAAAGAUGAAGUCUGUGUUAUCCUGAAGGAUGGACAACUGUCGGGGAAGGUACUGGUGUACAGGUAUCCGGGUUUACACUUUGGGGAUAUUCAUGUUUUAAAAGCCGUCUAUGUAAAGGAGCUCGAAUCUGUUGUUGGAAAUGCCAAAUACGGUAUAUUCUUCUCUGCCAAAUACGGGUUUACACGUUCUCUUGCUGAUGAAAUGGGUGGUGGAGAUUUUGAUGGUGAUCUCUACUGGGUCUGAAGAAACCCUCAGCUACUGGAGUGGUACAAACCAAGUGCACCUUGGAUUGCAGCUUCAGUAUCUACUAAAAAAUAUCCCAGUAGGAGUCCAUCUGACCUUUCGCCUGAAGAUCUAGAAGAUGUUUUGUUUAAAUCAUUCUUGACCAAUAGGUUUGAACCAAGUUUUGCUAUGAGUGAGGCUGCUGAUAACUGGCUUGCUUGGAUGGAUCGAUUCUUGACUCUAGGUGAUAAUAACAUGCCUGAAAAGAAUGAUGUGAAGGAAAAUAUACUAAAGUUGGUUGACUUAUAUUAUACAGCCUUAGAUGCAGCAAAGAAAGGUGUUAAGGUUGUAAUCCCAAAAGAAUUGAAAGUCCCACGUUUCCCCCAUUACAUGGGAAAGAACAAGUCUUACCCUUCUACUUCAGUUUUGGGAUUGAUUUAUAACAGGGUGGACGAGUAUCAGACAGAAGAGCGUUCUCUCAAAGAAGUCGAGAAACUUCCUGCUUUUGAUAAAAGAGAAGUCCCUGAUGCCUGCUUGGACAAGUGGGAGGAACUAUACCGACAGUAUAGGGAAGAGAUGGCCUCUGCGAUGCGUGAUAAUGAUAAACAGAGCAAAAACCAGUCUGCUGAUGUGGUCAUAAGGAAUUAUAAAAACAUUCUGUACGAGGCUAAUGACUUUGAGGAGAGUAGAAGGCCGAUUGAGGAGAUAUAUAACGAGGCACAUGCUAUAUAUCAUGUGUGUUAUGACUAUGCGAAGAGGAAAGAAAGUGUGACGUUGUGUUCCUUUGCGUGGAGAGUUGCAGGUAAAGCUUUGUGCCAACUUCACGCCAGGAUCAAGAAUGAAAGGUGUUGUACAAUUGUAUCCUCUGUUUUAAAAGAGAUCCUGUGACUUUUAGUCUUUUACUGUCAUUUCCUUCUCUAGUGUUGCGUUGUGUAUCAUACCUUCUAAAUUAUAUAAAGUGUUCGCAGGCUUCCCCAUUGAUGGUGAACAACUCGUUAAAAAAUACCAUUGUUAAAACCAAUUUGAUUUUGUUACAAGAA